Molecule: messenger RNA, 5441 nt
Organism: Microplitis demolitor
Lineage: Eukaryota; Metazoa; Arthropoda; Insecta; Hymenoptera; Braconidae
Exons: 3
Coding region: 1052-3439 (795 amino acids)
Cellular component (GO): intracellular membrane-bounded organelle
Molecular function (GO): phosphatidylinositol binding
Source: RefSeq, a predicted model, not a curated record
UAUAAAAAUGUGACCGAGUUUACAGCUGAUAUUUUUGUUACUUGAAAAAACCAAAAAAUAAAUAAAUUAUUUGUGGUUAAUUAUUUAUCAGUUUUAUUGCUUGAAUAUUUCAAAUUUGUGACUGAUAUUUAUAAAAUUGAUGGUUUUUUUUUGUAAUAAAUAAGUUAUUAAAAUGUAUAUUAAAUUAUUUGACAAGCCAUUUAAUUAUGCCAACGACAUCACCUGUUGUUCGUUUAGAAUGCAAACAAUCAAUAGUGAUUACAUUUUUUAUUAAUCAUUUUUUUUAUUGACAAAUAAAAGUUAUGACAUUUAAAUACUAUGAAUAUAUUAAAAGUUUAUACUGAGUAUUGUGUGAGUGAAAUUUUGAAAUCGAUUUGAAGGCCUGGAUAAGCUAAUGACGGAGACAUGCGACAAAUUUCAGCUUUAUUUCAGUUUCUUUUCACUUAAUCAAAUCUGAAAUAGAAAAUCCCUAUUUCUAUCUACCAAUAUAUCAAACUCAUUUUUUAUAAGAUUUAUACUUAAAAAUAUUAAAACAAAUCAAAGCCAGAUUCUUUUUAGUUAAAAAUUUUGAACAUGUGACUCUAUUCAUGGUGCUGGAGAUCCUAGUCGUCACAUUCUUUCCAUCUCCUUCAUUGUAUUUUCUUUACACAGUGUUUGUUUAUCUGUCAUCCAGCCGUGAGCUAUAUUCAAGAAUAUAAUUCACCCAAGAAUUAGUUUUAAAUUAAUUUUAAAAAAUUCGUACUGAACAGACAAACAAACGAAUAUGAAUUUUUUAUUCGAUUUCUUUUCAUUUGUUUUUGUUAUUUAAUUUUUUUCUUCCUCUUCUAGUGCUUCUCCUUCUCAUUUUAAAAAAAAUUUUUUUUUCAUUUUCUUGCAUUGUCAUCUAAUUUUGAGCUUUGUUCCAAAUUUCAAGUCUCUAGCUCAUCGAGAAGUUACUUUAAAAUCAAUUACAAAAUUCCACCCGAACAGACAUUCAUAAAAGCAUUAUUAUGGUGAAAUAUUAAAUUUACAAAUAUAUACAUCAAACAAUAUAUAUAUCAUAAUAAUAAUAAUGGAGCAGGUAAUACCAACGAGUUGGUUAAAUAAAAUUCUCUUGACUGUAAGUUUGGGAUGUGCAAUAUUUUGUUUAAUAAUAGAACAGUGGUUCACUUUGACAUCAUUAUCUAUAUAUAUUUCAUUAAUAUGGUGUAUAAUUGUGAUAAUAAUAUCAACUUGGUUGAGUUGUUAUCUUUUAAAAUUAACAUUGAAAGCAGUUUCGCCAAUUAACAUCCACCCAGUUGAUAAAAUAAUUAAAAAAAUUUUAAAUAUCGAAUUAGAAACCAACAAAAAGUUAUCAUCUCAAAAUGAUGAAAAUAAAAUAUCUGAUAAAUCAAAUGAUAUAAAUAAAAUAAUAACUGAAAUAAAUGACAAAUUUAUUGACACCUGGUACGCAAUUAUCAGUAAUGACAGAACAUUUAACGACGAAUCAAAAAAAAUUCUCAAAACACUUUUCGAAAAAGUUUACAGCAAAAUAUUACUAAUAAAUAAAAUAAAACUAUCGCAUAAAUUUGCUGAUAUUUUGCUACUGCAUUUGAAAGAAUAUCGACGCGCGUUACGUCGAGUUGACAAGGGCAAAGCCAAAGACAUUGAAGAAGCCUACAGAUGUAUACAUCCAGGAUCUCGCAGUAAUUCAACACUAGAACACACACUGCAUCGAAUUGUAAAAAUUAUCAUCCGCGAAUUUAUCCAGUGGGAAUUGACAAAUUCUUUACCAUGUAAAUUAUUAUUAUCAAUACUUGCCAAAAAGUUAUCUGUUGUUUUGCAUCAAGUGUCUGUACCUCAGUGGAUUUUUAUUAGAAUAAUUAAAUAUUUACAAUUUACUGAUAAUAAAAUAUCUAGAGAUACUGAUAGGGGAAUAGUAUCUCAAGGUUUAAGUACAGGAAUAACUUCAGCGACAGCUGCAGUAAUAAAAAGACAGUUGCCAAAUCCAGUAUUAAAUGAUAACAACCCAAUAAUUGAGAUAACUUCACCUAAAAUAGUAACCUCGUGUAAAAAAAACGACAGGAUAUCUCUGUGUCUUGAUGGACUGUCGACAAUUGGGCACAAGGGAUUGUGGAAUGAUUUGAAUGAUGUAAUAGAUUAUGAUACUAAUGACAAGUACGACGACGAUGACGACGAUCAUAUAUCACCAGUGUAUGAAGAGCCGACGGACUUCGCGACGACAAUCGCACGUCUGAGAAAUUUACUCCAACAAAAAUCGACAGUCAGCACUCCGUUGCCUGUCGAAGAAAAAUCUUUUGCGUACGAUAACCAGUUUGUUAACUUAGCGAUACCUUGGACUGAGUUUCAUACAUCGACUGAUGGCUCACAGCAGUUGUUGUACUGCAUACAAUUUGAUGACGUUGAACAACAUGGCGAAGAUAUGUUUGAAACAACGAUCGCGACUGUGAGAAGACAGUACGCGGACUUUGUCCAACUGCACAAGAGUUUAGAAGAGUUAUCAAAUUAUUCUUCAGUUAUAUCAGACAUUCGUUUGCCAGAUGGAGGUCGUGUGGAGAUGGAAAGUUAUUUGAAGACACUCUGCUGUAAACUGUCACCUGACAUUCCAACGCAGCUGAGACAUUUCUUGAGACCAAAUAGCGGAGGCAGUAAAAAAGCGGACGCAGUUGCUCCGAGGUUCGAUAGAUUUUUAGCUAAGACAGUCACUGGAGUCUUCAAUACUUUGAGAACUGUGGUACCGGGUUUUGAAAUGGAUCAGGAAGAUGACAGUGUUCCGAUGCCGACACUCAUGCCUUUAUCAGACAUUCCAUGGAGGUUUGUUGAAGAUAUUAAAUCGAACAAAAUUACUGAUGAGUUGGAGAUGCUGUUAGCUGAUAGAGUAGAUUAUUGUUCUGUUGACACUGCGUACGAAGCUGUUGAGUCUAUUGAGGCUGAUGGGGAAUCUGAACUGUUGUCACAUUGGCUGGAAAUAGUUAACACUCCGUAUGAUGAAGAACUUGAGGAGUUAGAUAGUAAAUUGACUAUGUCUUGUAUAGGCAUUGAUUUAAUUUGUGAAAUUUUAGCUGGUGUUGAUAGUAACAAUACUCUGAGACAGGAAACUGUCGUAAGAUGGACGAAAUUAUUUUUUGGUAGCAUUACUGAGCCAUUAAUUAGUCAGUAUAUUUUUAAAUUUUAUAAUAAUUUAAAUUUGAUGUCGGUAUUUUCUAAUGAACAGGAUGAUAAUUGUAGUGAAGACAUUGAUGUUGUUGAAGGGAAAUUGUUUGGGAUACUGGAGUCAAAAAUAUCAAGUGAAUUAAAAUUUAUUUUUGGGGAAAAUGAUGUUAAAAAAAUAAUUAAGUUUUUAUUAAAGUCAUUGGAAUGUCAAAAAGUAAAUCUUGAUUUGUUGCUGCAAAUUGUUGAUAUUUUAGCAUCAGAAUUGUUGGCUGCGUCGAAAAUUAAUGAUGAUAAUUUGCUAUCAUAAAAUAAUUGUUAGAGGUUUAGUUUAUUUUUUUAUAAACUUAAGGGGGAAGGAUCUGAGAUACGAAAAAAAAUAUUUUGGGAUUUUUUUUUGAGAGUACGUUCUUUAUUAAAAUUUUGAAAAUUUGUGACAUUGUUAAGCGACAUUUGAAGAGUAUUCUCUGAAAUUUUCAUAAAAAAAUAUUGAAAAAUGAGCCAGUGGUAGUGGGGAGAGACGAGUUAUAAGAAAAGUCUCUAUGCCGUAGGCGGGAUAAUUUAGGACUUUUAUUUAAAAUCAAAAAACCAAAAAGAUUUCUUGGGUACAUAUAAGUUUAUGUUAGAUUUGGGUAAGGUUGCGAAUUCUUUAAUGAGAAUAUUUGCAAUUAAAAAUUAAAUUUUUAAUCCGUAAUUGAAAUUAUAUCGAUUAAAAUUACGAAAUUAAUUUUUAAUUCAACAACUUGAAUUGAAAAAUUAAUUUUAAUUCAGAAACGUUGAGAUUAAAUAUUAAAAAAUUAAUUUUAAUCCAAAGACGUGGGAUUCAAAAUUUAAAAAUUAAUUUAACACGUGAAAUUAAAAAUCGAAAAACUAAUUUUUAAUCAGACAAGUGAAAUUAAAAACUGAAGAAUUAGUUUUUAAAUUGACACGUGGGUUUAAAAUUUCAAAAAUUAAUUUUAAUUCAGAAACGUGAGAUUAAAAAUUAAAAAAUUACUUGUUAAUGCCAACACGUGGGAUCUAACAUUGGAAAUUACUUCUUAAUUUAGAUACGGUACGCAAUCAGAUAAGUAAUCAAGACAAAAUAUUUGACGACACAUAACAGGAAAGAAUACUGUUUUACUUAACAUUCAAGAUUAAAUAUUUUUAAACUUACUCUUGAUCGUCACGUACAACAAAAUUUGAAAUAAAAAGAUCAUUCAUAGGUGAGAAAUUUAAGAAUUAAAUUUUUCGAAUAAUUUUCAGUGUAAACAGUGAAUUUAAAAUUAAAACAACACUAAGCCGAUGUUGUCAUAAGUAGGGUCAGGAUUUUUGCGUUAAUUUAAAAAUAUUUAACAAUAAGUGGUGUGAAGUUUUUUAUAUUACGGGGAAAAUAUUGGUCGUAUUCAAAAAGUUUUUAAACAAAAGUUGUAGAAAAUUUAAUUUUCGAACAGAAAUGUCUCUUAUAAUUUUUUCUUAGGACUACUAAGAAAGCCGUAAUUUCGAAAUUAAGAUUUUCAUAAUUAAUCAAAUUUUGAAUCAUUCAUUAUGAAUCUUAAUUUUUGAAUUGCAGUGAAAAUAUUGGUCGUAUUCAAAAAGUUUUUAAACAAAAGCUGUAGAAAAUUUAAUUUUCGAACAGAAAUGUCUCUUAUAAUUUUCUCUUAGGACUACUAAGAAGGCCGUAAUUUCAAAAUUUAGAUUUUCGUAACUCCCAAAAUUUUGAAUCAUUCAUUAUGAAUCUUAAUUUUUGAAUUACGGUGAAAAUAUUGAUCGUAUAAAAAAAUCAUAACAGACAUUUUUUUUUUAAAUCAAAUUUCCUACAACUUUUGUUCGAAAACUUUUUUAAUAAGGCCAAUAUUUUCGCUGUAAUAUCAAAAAUUUGAACUACUCAUUUCAAAAAUAAAACAAAAAUCAUGUCCCGUCACGAGUUAUUCUGCCUACGGCAUGGAUACUUUUUUUAAGUGCCUCGUCUCUCCCCACCACCACUGGCUUAUUUUUCAAUGUUUUUUAAUAAAAAUUUCACAGAAUACUUUUGAAAUGCUACUUAACAAUGUCACAAAUUUUGAGAAUUGUAAUAACGAACCCUGAAAAAAAAUUUACAUCCUUUUUUUUUUGUAUCUCAGACCAGCUUCCCCUUGACGAGAAAAAAAAACGAAUUAUAUCAGUAUGGAAUAACGAUGUCUACGUACCUGAUUGCACUGUUAAGAGAAAAUGGAGCCGCUAUUACUUUAAUUACCGUAGCUGUAAUUAAGUGAUUAUUACCUUGUACUGUUUUAUUUUGAAUCCAAAAAUUUAUUUCCAUUUUCUCUAUAGUCAUUUAUUGUCUUUAUUAAAAA